CUUUCUUUCCCUCUCAGUGUAGGUCAUCCAUUCCCUCACAACCACUCUCCCACUAAUUUUUUCCCCCCCCUUUAUUCUCUUCAUUCCCAUUUCCUUUCUGUUUCCUCCAAACACCACCAUGGCCAAAUCCUCAAUCCAACUUCUCAUUUCCACCCUCUUUUUGGCCUCCAUAGUUUUCAUGAAUUUCCCUAGGGCAACACUCUCCGAUGAACCGUGCCAGUACCCGUGCUAUCCGCCGCCGACAAGCACCGGCGCCACGCCCACCACUCCGUCGACACCAACGCCGCCAUCGGUUGUCUCGUACCCGCCCCCUACCGGAGUCUACCCUACCCCGCCGAGUACUGGUGUCUAUCCGUACUACAACCCUCCACCUAAUGAUAGAUACUACGGUGCUCAGCCACCACCGGAUCCUAUCCUUCCCUACUUCCCCUUCUACUACAAGGAGCCACUUCAUAGAUCGCCGGAUGAUCAGUCGUCUUCCUUCUCAUCAAGGCCAUCACUUGGAAGAUUAGCUCUCUUGAUAUUAUUGUUUAUUUUUCUGCUUUAUUUUCCAUCUUUUUCCUAAGCUUAAAUUAGUGAUAUGUUGUUAAUUUAAGCUAGUAGCUUGUGUAUUUCGAAAUGUUUCAAGGAAAUUUUAUUAGGAUCAUGAUUCAGUGCAUUAUA
Molecule: messenger RNA, 663 nt
Organism: Morus notabilis
Lineage: Eukaryota; Viridiplantae; Streptophyta; Magnoliopsida; Rosales; Moraceae
Product: leucine-rich repeat extensin-like protein 5
Exons: 1
Coding region: 119-565 (148 amino acids)
Source: RefSeq, a predicted model, not a curated record